Molecule: messenger RNA, 1317 nt
Organism: Paramecium tetraurelia
Lineage: Eukaryota; Ciliophora; Oligohymenophorea; Peniculida; Parameciidae
Exons: 2
Biological process (GO): sodium ion transport; proton transmembrane transport; regulation of pH
Cellular component (GO): membrane
Molecular function (GO): sodium:proton antiporter activity
Source: RefSeq, a predicted model, not a curated record
AUGUAGAUUUUUAAUGAGGAUAUUCAUUUUGACACGGAGUUGUUCUUUAAUUUCUUAUUGCCUCCAAUCAUCUUCGCAGCAGGCUACAAUUUGCAUAGAAACCACUUUUUCGAUAAUUUUUGGCUAAUCUCAUAUCAUGGAAUAAUAUGCACAAUCCUAACAUUCAUUAUCCUGAGCGCUUUUGCUUUGUUUAUGAACGAAACAAGUUUGGUCUAACAGAAAAUGGGAUAGGAUGAGAUUCUCCUUUUGACAGCAACUCUAUGUGCAACUGACACAGUUGCUGCCCUCACAUUAAUUAAAGAAAAAGAAUACCCAAUACUCAAUUCAGUCUUGUUUGGGGAGGGCAUAUUUAAUGAUGCUGUAUCGAUUCUAAUAUUUCGGUCGGUCAAGAAAUAUUUAUCAGAAGAUGGAGGCUUUUCAAAUUUAUCCAUGGCCAUAUCCUUACGUCUAUGUGUUGAUUUCGUGUACCUACUACUGAUGUCCCUAAUCGUAGGUGUAAUAGUAGGGGCCCUGUCAUCAUUGUUAUUUAAAUAUUGUGAUUCUUUAUUUAACCAUCCUGUAAAGGAGACUUCCUUGAUAUUAUUAUUGGGCUAUGCAUCCUAUUUAGUAUCUGAGUCAUUACAUCUAAGCGGGAUAUUAAGUUUAUUUUGUUGCGGAAUUAUAAUGGCAGUUUACACAUAUCCAAAUAUUUCGGAUGAAGCACAACAUGGUACAUCAUUGGCAUUUGACACUAUUGGAUAUUUAGUGGAAGCUUUUGUGUUUGCAUACUUGGGAAUCACAACAUUAUAAGUAGAUUACAAGCAAAUCCCUUGGGGCUUUUCGCUAUUAUUGCUAUUAUCCGUAAUUUUAGCCAGAUUUGUUACAGUUUUUCUUUUACCUUGCUGUUACUUUCUGAUGAAUAAACAAUUUAAAUUAAACACUUAAGAACUAUUUGUCGUUUGGUAUUCUGGUCUAAUAAGAGGUGUAAUAGCAUUUGCACUUUGUAUCACCAUUAAAACAUCAAAUAGUGAAAUAAUCUAAGGGUGUGUUUUAGUGAUAGUCUUGAUCACAACCAUUUUCGGUUCCAUCCUAUUGGAUAGUUUCAUCGGUCUUAUUGGAAUGAAGCGAGUUGAUCCUGAAUUGAAUCAGAUAAACGAAUUUAUGUUGAGUCAAACUAGCGAGACUGACGCUAGUGUUUCAUAUUAUAAGAGCAUAGGAGAAUAAAAGGCAAAACUUAAAAAAGGAUUGUGGGGAGGAAUUGAGUAGAAUUUUGUUAGACCUAUAUUUUAAAAGCCGAAAACAAAUUAGGUUUCAGAAAUUAGUAUGCAUACAAUGUGA